AUGAUCAGCACAAAGAAGCUCCUCAAGAUGGCAAGAAAGUGGCAAAAGAUAGCUGCCGCUAGCAGGAAGAGGAUCGCUUGGCCUCGACCAGUGGCUGAUAAAGGUCACUUUGUCGUCUAUACAACUGAUGGCAGACGGUUUAUCAUCCCUUUGGCUUAUCUCAAGAGCGAGAUUUUCAUAGAGCUCUUCAGAAUAGCAGAGGAAGAGUUCGGGUUAACAAGUUCAGGGCCAAUCACACUUCCCUGUGAUUCGAGUUUCAUGGAAUAUGCAAUCUCUAUGAUCCAAAGACGUGUAGCUGAGGACUUGGAAAAAGCAUUGAUCAUGUCAUUAGCCAGCUGCAGAUAUUCCUCUGUGUCACAUGAACAUCAAGAUCAAACAAAUUCACACUUGUUGAUUUCUAGUUUCUAG
Messenger RNA from Spinacia oleracea (spinach), 408 nucleotides. Its product is annotated as auxin-responsive protein SAUR64-like. The record is from RefSeq and is a predicted model, not a curated record. NCBI's taxonomy places the organism in Eukaryota, Viridiplantae, Streptophyta, Magnoliopsida, Caryophyllales, Amaranthaceae. Bases 1 to 408 code for a protein of 135 amino acids. The transcript has a single exon. Gene Ontology annotation, biological process: response to auxin.